UGCUACGCUGGCGACAUACGACAAGUCGACCGCCAAAUCAAUGACCAGUCAUUCUUCUCUCCAACAGUAACAAAGAGACAACAAACUCUUGAAACCACGGACCCCGUCGCCAACUGGCCAAUAGGCCUCAGCUCAUCUCUUCAGGUUCCAGAGAGUUGCACCAACAGCCCCUUGCCCAACCCUGACGGAUACGACUGUACAUUAAUAAGUCAGAACCAGGCUGAACUCAUCGCUGGUUGGUGGCCACACAUCCAUCAUGGGCAUGGAUGGAACAAGGACAAAUACGGCACCAGCCGCAUACGCGAGAAGCCAAUGGAAUAUCGCCAAAUCCAUGUUGGUGUGUAUCCAUGGGCUGAGCCUGUGAGCACGGGACAUGGAGUAGACUAUGUGUCUACCGUCUACGAAGUCGAUAAGCCCCCUACUCCGAGUCAGGCGCCUCCAGGUUCUAGCGGGAUUGGUCCUUUGAGUUCUCUUUAG
Messenger RNA from Fusarium subglutinans, 477 nucleotides. RefSeq lists its product as uncharacterized. The record is from RefSeq and is a predicted model, not a curated record. The transcript is spliced from 2 exons. The annotation marks the transcript as partial. NCBI's taxonomy places the organism in Eukaryota, Fungi, Ascomycota, Sordariomycetes, Hypocreales, Nectriaceae.